Molecule: messenger RNA, 732 nt
Organism: Lontra canadensis (Northern American river otter)
Lineage: Eukaryota; Metazoa; Chordata; Mammalia; Carnivora; Mustelidae
Gene: RNF227
Product: ring finger protein 227
Exons: 2
Coding region: 53-613 (186 amino acids)
Biological process (GO): protein ubiquitination
Molecular function (GO): ubiquitin protein ligase activity
Source: RefSeq, a predicted model, not a curated record
CAGGCGCGAGGAGGGCCGGCUCGUCGCGUCGGCCGAGCCCGCGGCGGGCACCAUGCAGCUCCUGGUGAGGGUGCCGUCCGUCCCGGAGCGGGGCGAGCUGGACUGCGCCAUCUGCUACCGGCCCUUCAACCUAGCGGGCCGCGAGCCCCGCCGCCUGCCCGGGACGGCGCGCGCCCGCUGCGGCCACACGCUCUGCACCGCCUGCCUGCGCGAGCUGGCGGCGCGCGGCGACGGCGGCGGGGCAGCCGCGCGCGUGGUGCGCCUGCGCCGCGUCGUCACGUGCCCCUUCUGCCGCGCGCCCACGCCGCUUCCGCGCGGCGGGGUCGUGGAGGUCUCCGUGGACCCGGACUUGUGGUCGCGGCUGGAGGACAGAGCGCGGGCGGAGCGCAAGCCGGAUGAGGCGGGCGGCACGGUACCGGGAGGCGGCGACGCCGACGACGAAGACCAGAGAGAGGAGGGGGCGGGACCCAGGAGCGCGGGCUGGCGCGCGCUCCGGCGGCUGGUGGAACGGGUGCUGGCGCCCGCGCGCCGCUGGCGGCGGCCGCUGCCUAGCAACGUGCUGUACUGUCCGGAGAUUAAGGACUUGGCUCGCAUGAGCCCCUGCACGCUGUGACCGCGGCGGAAGGAAGGUGGGCGCUGCAUUCUCGAAGCGUGCUGGAGUGCAGGGGUGAGGCCAAGGCGACCGCGCGCCGGUCCCGGGAUUGGCUUUUGCAGGAGUUAAGCCUAGGGCAG